Messenger RNA from Rubroshorea leprosula, 5340 nucleotides. The record is from the annotation of a GenBank genome assembly. NCBI's taxonomy places the organism in Eukaryota, Viridiplantae, Streptophyta, Magnoliopsida, Malvales, Dipterocarpaceae.
AAAAAUGGCGGAAGUGGAGGGUCUGAGAUUCUACUCGUCAAUCAAACGGGUAAUUUCUUUUCUCUCUUCCCCUGUUUCUCUCAUCCCCAGAAAUAACAGAUGAUCAGUUCUGUUUUCUGUAAAUAAUUCAGUUAAUGUUCUAAAACUCAUGGGGUUUCAACUUUUUUCUUUCAGGUUAUUUUUGAGUUAAAAGGACUGCUGGUUCGCCUCAACGGUGAGGUGUUGCUUUCUCUGUGAUGUGGCUAAAUUAAUCUUAAAUUUGUAAAAAGUCAAUCUCUGGAAUAGUAGAUCAAUGAAAAGAUAUGAGUGUCCAACAAAAGCUCUCUCUGUUUGAAAACUUCCCCUCUGUUCAAGAAACCGAUCUGCUUGAUCAGAGUAUUAAGAAGAUCAAGGAAUCUGAAACAAAUGCUUCUACAGAGAGCUCACGAAGGGGAGACACUCCUCUGAAUGGUGAGCCAUCAAAUUCGUCUACUGAGGAUGACAAUGAGGAUCUGAGCAGAGUUAUCAUGGGGGGUCCGUGGUUCAUUGGCCCUUACUACCUUACCAUGAGGAGGUGGGAACCUAACUUUGAUCCGAAAGAGGCUAUUCGCACUACUACCACCACAGCUGUUUGGGCUAGACUUCCUAAUCUUUCAGCUGACUACUACGAUCCUACUACACUCCAGAAGAUUGGGAAUAAGAUAGGCCCUCUGCUCAGGGUUGAUGCUUAUACUGCACAUCAUACUAGGGGCCAGUAUGCAAGGGUGUGUGUCCAAAUUGAUCUCGCACAACCUGUUGCCAAAUAUAUGAUUAAAGAAGCUGCCAAUCCUGUGCCUUUGUCAACCCAUGCCUCAAGCUCUACAUCCCCCAGUGUUAAGGCCGUGACCCCCCCUACCAACCCAAACUCCAUUUUGCAGACAUUUGAUAUUAGCAAAUCCUUUGAUAAGGAUAAUUACGGCCCCUGGCUGUUGGUGGAGAGGCGCAGAUCCAAAAGGAGACCUCUUUCAAACUUGUCGACGGUGGAGAAGAUACUGUCAAAUCCCAAAGCAAAGGAUGGUUGUGACUCGGGUGGUUCAACUCGGUAUACCGGAUCCAAAACCCAACGAGUCACCAACAGCUCCCUGUCAAAUCAACAGAACGGUAAUGUUCUCAGUGCUUUAAAUGUUGAUCUAUCUUCGAAGCAAAGCUUAACGGUCCAAAAAGCCAAAGCCCCACUAGUGGAUUUUUCCAAACCAGAACCCAAAACCCAACAAUGGGUCAGCAAAACCUCUAGUAAGGCACAAGGCCCACCCAAGAGCAUCACCAUUCAAGAGCCCAAAUCCAAGUCAAAGAACUCUCCUACCCAGGCCCUACCCACUCAUCAGAGUAUUGCCUCCGAACCUAAUCUUGGUUCUGUAACUCAAAAGCUUUCUAUCCCCCAUCAAGACCCCACUAUUAGCUCUCCUAUUUUGGUUCAGCCUAAUCCUAUUACCCCUAUUCACUCUACCUUCACCAGCACCUCUGGAAUUGAUCCCCAAACCCCACUCCCACAAAACUUUACCCAACCUUUGCUUAACCAUGGAUCUGUCUCAAAUUCUCCAUCUAGAUCCGAAAACCCAAAUGUUUUUGGUAAAGGAACGAUUGACCGUCCGGAUGGAGACAACCGUGGAGUGGAUACUGGAUUGCUCAUCCCCCAGGGGAUCCAAAUGGUCACUGAAUCAAUUGUUCACAGCGUGGAGAGCCCCCAUUCUCACGAACAUGGAGAUGAACCUCCCAGAGAUGGCUCACUUGAUCCCCCCAGCCGAGGAAAAUUCAGAUUUAAAAGAGUCAUGUCAGAUCAGGAAUCUCGAAUCGACAGAAGACGCCACUAUACACGGCGUGGAGUCGAGCCUUAUCAAGCCCCUGCUAUUGACAAGUUCGGCUUAUCUAAACCACUUGAAGUUUGUCCAAAUAGAGGGGAAAGUGGAACGCAUCCACCUGAUACUGAAAGUCCUGUGGUCACUGGAGACCCACAUCGAGAGAGACUUCCAACUUCUUUUCUUACCAUACCAUUUUCCCCUAGCCAGGAUGUAGCGGAUUCUCUUGGCUUCCCUAAAUCUUGCAUUGUUAACUCAGAUGGUCUUGCUGGAGGCUUAUGGCUGCCUCAAUCUGAAAUCAGAAACAUGCUAUGGCAAGAGUUAUCUGCCAUGGAUAAUAUCAUCCAAGGCCCAUGGAUGAUUAUUGGGGAUUUUAAUGACAUAGUAGAUCAGAGUGAAAAGUUUGGUGGGAAUGUUAUAUCCCAAACUUGGGCCCAGGCCUAUCUUGAUUGUAUGAACAAUUGCAAUAUGGUUGAUUUGGGAUUUAUUGGAAACCGUUUUACGUGGGUUAACAUGCGUUUCUCUAGCCAGCUGAUAAGAGAAAGGCUUGAUAGAGCUUGGGCUAAUCCUGAUUGGAAACUUAGCUUUCCUGAAGCUGCUCUAUUUCACUUACCCCGUACUCACUCUGACCAUUGCCCAAUUUUACUAGAUCUCAACCCCUUGUGUCCUCGAUCUGGUUCUCAUCCAUUUCGGCUUGAGAAAUUUUGGAUCGAUCAUCCUGAGUUUUAUAACAUUAUCCAGCAAGUUUGGGGUGAUAUUAACUCCAAUACUGCUAAAUGUGUUGAACUUACUAUGAAUCGUGCCAAAACAUGGAGUUUGGCAACUUUUGGAAAUAUCUUUAAAAAGAAGAAAAAAUUGCUUGCUCGUAUUGAAGGGAUUCAAAAGUCCCAUGCUUAUAAUUUUUCAUCUUUCCUCUGGAAUCUAGAAAGGGAUCUCCUCCAAGAAUAUAAUAAUAUUCUUAAUUGGGAGACUGAUCUUUGGUUUAUGAAGUCUCGUGCGGAUUGGAUUGCUGAUGGUGACAGAAACACUAGGCCUAUAAGUUUGUGCAAUUCUGUUUACAAAAUCAUAUCCAAGAUCCUUGUACACAGGAUUAAACCUUGGAUGGACAAGAUUAUCUCUCCAUGCCAAUCUAGUUUUAUUCCUGGCAGGCAAGGUACAGAUAAUGUCUUGAUCCUUCAAGAACUUGUUCACUCCUUCUCAAAAAUAUCUGGGCAAACAGGAGACAUGAUUUGUAAGCUUGAUCUUGAGAAGGCAUAUGAUAGGUUGGAAUGGGGUUUUAUUCAUGAGACUCUCCUAUACUUUCGGUUCCCUCCCGAUGUUAUCAAGCUUAUCAUGUCUGCUAUUAGUUCUACAUCAAUCUCCAUUCUCAUUAAUGGAGACAAAACAGAAGAGUUUUGUCCUUCUCGGGGUAUUCGUCAAGGAGACCCGCUCUCACCUUAUAUCUUUAUCCUCUGUAUGGAGUAUCUUUCCAUAAGAAUCUCUGCAGACAUGGAUGCUGGACUAUGGAAAGGUAGUAAAGUUGGGAUAAGGGGUCCUUUCCUUUCUCAUAUCUUUUUUGCUGAUGACAUCAUUUUCAUUGGUAAAGUUACUGAAUCUAAUUGUCUUCACCUCAAGGAUGUCCUUCAAUUUUUUUGUGAGAGAUCUGGCCAAAAGAUUAAUCAUCCCAAAUCCAAGGUGUUUUUUUCUAAGAAUGUUGGCCAAGACAUUAGAGAUAACCUUUGCUCCAUUCUCGGAUAUUCCCAAACUGAGGACUUGGGAAAAUACCUUGGAGUCCCUAUUUCAGCUAAAAAACUAACCCGAAGCAAAUGUCAAUUUAUUGUGGAUAAAGUCUGGGCCAAACUCUCCGGUUGGAAGUCUAAUUUUCUUUCCUUUGCAGGUCGGACUACUCUUGCUAAGUCAGUCUUGGCAGCUGUCCCAAAUUAUUAUAUGCAAUCUUCUAUGCUACCAGCCUCUACCCUAAAGGAAAUUGAUCAGAUUUCUCGUAACUUUAUUUGGGGUUCAGAGGUUGAGCAAAAGAAGAUCCAUCUAGUUAACUGGAACAUCGUUUCUAGCCCAAAGCAUUUGGGUGGUCUUGGCCUAAAAAGUGCGAAAGAGGUUAAUCUUGUUGCCAUGUGCAAACUUAAUUGGAGACUUCACCAGGAGAAAGAUAAAGUCUGGAGUGGCAUAUUUAGAAGUCUGAAAUGGGUGCCUCAUACAGGCACCAAUAUCUCCUUCUGGACUAACUACUGGGCGACAGAGAUACCUUUUGUUUCUAUGUUGUAUGGCCCUCACCCUCCGGAUUUCAAAUCUAUCACUGUUUCAGAUUUUUUCACUGCAGGUGAUCAUGCCUUUGAGCUUAUCUCCUACUAUCUCCCUGAUGAUAUCGCCAACAGACUCAAAGCUAUCCCCCUCUCUAUCUUUAAUGAUAGAGAGGACUCUUUUGCUUGGAAGGGAACUUCCAGAGGUACCUUCACCGCUGCUUCUGCUUACUGCCUUCUUAAAAAUCCUUCUACUUUUGCUGAAAAAGAGUGGGAUUGGAUAUGGAAGCUGCCAACCAUCCCAAAAAUUCAACAUUUCUUUUGGCUAUUGGCUCACCAGAGACUGAAAUGUUUCAGUUUCUUACAGCAUCUAAGUAUUUCAUCUACUACUAUGUGCCCUCGCUGCCAGGAUGAAGAGGAAAUAGUGGAGCAUCUUAUCCGACUAUGCCCUUCCUCAACCGUUAUCCUUCAGGAUUUAUUUCUUGAUAUCUCAUCGCAGCAGCAACAAGACCUGGACUUCUUUUCUUGGCUUAAAUUUAAUUCCCACUACAAGCUCAAGACGAAUCUCAAUAACCUCCGAAGUAGAAUUAUUGAAAGAGCUGCGAAAUUUUGGGCCUCUGCUAUUCCAAAAGCUACCCGUAUAUACCAUGAGGAGAACUUUAAAUGGGCGAAACCUCCCCCAAAUGUCAUCAAACUAAACAUGGAUGGGUCAACCAAAGGGAAUCCAGGCAUCUCAGCUGCUGGGGGCAUCUUUCGUGAACACCAUGGCAACUGGAAGCUUGGAUAUGCUAGGAAAAUUGGCUGGUCUAACAGCCUUGCAGCAGAACUUUGGGCUAUUAGAGAUGGAUUACAAUUGGCCAUUAUGCAUAACUUUUUUCAUAUUAUUGUGGAAUCUAAUUCUUUUGUGGCUAUCCAGCUCCUUCAAGAGCCCCCACCUUCAUCUCAUAAUCUGAGUGCCUUAAUUUUUUAUUACAGGGAGUUGCUCCGACAAAUCCCCCUUGCUGAACUCAAACACAUUGUCCGUGAAUCUAAUAUGGCUGCUGACCAGAUGGCGAAACUCGGACAUGGCAUUGAUCAUGAUUUUGUCAUUUUUGAAAGCAUUCCGCUAUCUGUCAAACAGUAUUGUAUUGCUGAUAUUAUGGGAAUUGAAUUUCCCCGUAUGUGUUGAACUAUUUCCAGUUAAUAUAUCUUCUCCUUUUACCAAAAAAAAAAAAUUAAUCUUAAAUUUGUUCUUAUUACUCUAAGUGAAAAUAAUGAUUUUGGGUGAAACAUAAAUUUCAUUUUUCUUU